AUGGAGUACGAAAGAGAGAACAAGGAUGCCUGGUAUCAGGCGGAAGCCUACAGGUCUGUAUCGCAGGCUGCUGGGCGAUUGCUCCGGCACCAGGCAGACUAUGGUAGCUUGAUCCUCCUGGACAGCCGCUUCGCAGCGGAAGGCCCUCCCAUGCAGCUCUCGGGUUGGCUGCAGCGCGAACUUCGGAGCCAGCGGCCACGGGGCCGCGGCGCCCGCGGAGAAGUGACCAGCCGAUCGCUCGAGGAUGUGUCGGAAGAUCUGAGCACGUUCUUCUUGCGGAAUGAGUCGGCGGUGGAGGUGAAGAAAAGCUCCAUGUUGUCCUCGACUCCCAAAGGGUAG
This is a messenger RNA of Symbiodinium sp. CCMP2592, 339 nucleotides long. The record is from the annotation of a GenBank genome assembly. NCBI's taxonomy places the organism in Eukaryota, Dinophyceae, Suessiales, Symbiodiniaceae.